This is a messenger RNA of Rotaria sp. Silwood1, 1314 nucleotides long. The record is from the annotation of a GenBank genome assembly. NCBI's taxonomy places the organism in Eukaryota, Metazoa, Rotifera, Eurotatoria, Philodinida, Philodinidae.
AUGGCAUUUUUUCGAUAUUCAUUAAAACUUUGUUCUCAAUGUCGUUUAUUAUCUCAACAAGUUCGAUUUCUACAUCGAUCAACAUAUCUUUUGGCACGUGGUAUUCGUCGUUCUGUUGAACGUCCACAAAUAUCACCAUCAUCAUUUACAAAUUUAGAUCAAAAUAUAUCAGUAGAUGAUGAUAAUAAUCAAAUAUCUAUACAAGAGCAAUUUGCUCGUCUAGAAUUACAACGACUUGAACAAGAAUCCAAACCAAUUGAAGAUGAACGUAGUUCAUUUGUAGAUGAAGAUAAUCUAAAUCAUGAAGAAUAUGAAAAUGAAAGUAAUGAACAAAAAUUAUCACAACCAUUCAUUGAUCCAAGUACAACAAGUAUUAUUCUUUUUCCUGGUCAAGGUACACAAUUUGUUGGUAUGGGACAACAAGUAAUUAAUUAUCCAAAUGUUAAAGAAAUGUUUAAUAUUGCUCAUCGAAUACUUGGUUAUGAUCUUUAUUCUAAAUGUAUUAAUGGACCUAUUGAAGAACUCAAUCAAACUCUUUAUGCUCAACCUGCUAUUUAUGUCACAUCAUUAGCUGCUGUACAAAAAUUAAAAAGUGAAAAUCAAAAAGCAGUAGAAAAUUGUGUAGUAACAGCUGGUUUUAGUAUUGGUGAAAUAACAGCACUUGUCUUUGCUGGUUGUAUGACUUUUGAAGAUGGCCUUCGUUUAAUUAAGACUCGUGCCGAAGCAAUGCAAUCAGCAUCAAAUGAAGUAAAUAGUGGAAUGAUGUCUGUCUUUGUUGGUCGUGAAACAAAAUUAACAUUAGCUAUAGAAGCGGCACGAGAAUGGUGCAAUAAAUAUAUGAAAAUUGAUGUACCUUGUAUACAAAUAGCUAAUCAUAUGUAUGCUGAAUGUAAAGUACUUGCUGGACAUAAAGAGGCAUUACAAUUCAUUGCACAUAAUUAUAAAGUAUUUGGAAUUCGUCGAAUAAAAUAUUUACCUGUAAGUGGUGCUUUUCAUACACCAUUGAUGGCAUCAGCAAAAUUAAAAUUGAUUAAAGCAUUAGACAAAAUUGAUAUGCAACCACCACUUAUUCAAGUCAUGUCAAAUGUAACUGGUAAACGUCAUUCAAAUGAUAUUACAGCUAUUAAACGAUCACUUAGUCAACAAUUGACAAAAAGUGUAUUGUGGGAACAAUCUAUUCAUAAAAUGUAUCAACGAUCAAAACAUGAAUCUUAUCCAAAUACAUUUGAAUGUGGUCCUGGACGACAACUUGGUUAUCUUCUUCGACUGAAUAAUAAUAAAGCUUAUCAACAGUAUCAUCAUGUGGAUGUUUGA